Tetrahymena thermophila SB210 is the source of this 498-nucleotide messenger RNA. RefSeq names its product tetratricopeptide repeat protein. The transcript has 3 exons. The record is from RefSeq and is a predicted model, not a curated record. Gene Ontology annotation, molecular function: protein binding. NCBI's taxonomy places the organism in Eukaryota, Ciliophora, Oligohymenophorea, Hymenostomatida, Tetrahymenidae.
AUGGGUUAAAGCUAAUUUAAAAAGGAAUAAUAAGAAUGCUUAGAACUUAUCAAAAAUCAAAAAUUCUUAGAGUCAUUAUAAUUUCUAGAAAAUAUGGAAAAUAAUAAUAAUAAUCAGGUUAAUAUAAGAGAGUUUGUGAGCUUCUAAAAGGGAUUAUGCUACAUGGGUCUAAAUAAGCAUGUUUAAGCAAUUGAAUGCUUUGAAAAAUGCUAUGAUGUAUAAUCUAAAAUAAAUAUUUGUUAAAUAUUAAUGAAGAUAAAUAAGUUUGAUAAAGCUAAAUCUCUUUUAUAGGAAUUGAAUAGAAAUUCUGAGAAUAAUUCAUUGAUUUUACAAUUAAAUGGAAGUUAUUUGCUUUUUGCUGAUAAAAAUUAUUAAGAAGCUGCUCAAAAGUUUGAAUAAUCAUUGGCUUUAAAUGAAACAUUUUAACGCAGUUAAAGAGAAUAUUGCUUUGUGUUUAUUGUAUUAAAGAAAUUAUCAAGAUUCUAUCACAAUUCUUGA